Messenger RNA from Bombyx mandarina (wild silkworm), 1132 nucleotides. RefSeq lists its product as uncharacterized. Gene Ontology annotation, cellular component: myosin II complex. Gene Ontology annotation, molecular function: calcium ion binding. The record is from RefSeq and is a predicted model, not a curated record. NCBI's taxonomy places the organism in Eukaryota, Metazoa, Arthropoda, Insecta, Lepidoptera, Bombycidae.
GUUAAAUUUGAGUACUUUGACAAAAAAUAAAACAAUUUAAAAUGUUGUUUAUUUUUAUAAAUGAGUGCAUUUAGUUGCAAAUAUAAUUUUGCAUUAUAAAGUGCAGCGAUAAAAGCUUCCUGGUCUUUUAUACACCAACAGAUAUUCAUAAAUAAAUCAUGGCAACCGCGGUCGCAACAAUACAGAAAAAAACUGCAACUACCAACCCUGGACCAGGUGGUGUUCGUAAGAAAUCUGGACCUAAAUUUGAGCUAACCGAAGAACAAAAAAGAGACAUCAAAGAAGCAUUUGAUUUAUUUGAUACAGAAAAUACUGGAAAAAUCGACACCAAAGAACUUAAAGUGGCAAUUCGAGCCCUUGGUUUCGAACCAAAAAAAGAAGAAAUAAAAAAAAUGAUUGCAGAGAUAGAUAAAGGUGAUGGGAAAGUAUCAUUUGAUGACUUUAUGGAACUCAUGUCAGUGAAGAUGGCAGAAAAAGAUACCAGGGAGGAAAUCAUGAAAGCAUUUAAACUGUUUGAUGAUGACGAAACUGGUAAAAUUUCAUUCAAAAAUUUGAAGAGAGUUGCAAAGGAACUUGGUGAAAAUCUCACAGAUGAAGAACUGCAUGAAAUGAUAGAUGAAGCUGAUAGAGAUGGGGAUGGUGAAAUAAAUCAAGAGGAAUUCUUGCGUAUCAUGAAAAAGACUAGUCUCUAUUAAAUAUAUAUUUAUAAAAAGUACAAAACUAGAUCUCUAGACAUAAUUUUAAUAUUACCAGAAUUCUUUUAAAAAUAGUAAUUUAAGAUUUUAUUUCAAACAUUGAAUGUUUGCUACCUCAGUUUUAAGUAUAAUAUUUUAUGUACAGGUUUGUUUAUCUUUUUAUUUUGCUAAUCUAAAUACCUGAAAGAAAAAAAUAGGCCUAAUAGUAUUUCUUAUUCUGAAGUUACACCUCAUGAGUUUCUACUGCAAACAAAUUAAAUACAUUCCAAUUUAAAGAGUAAAUGUUAUAACUAUAUAUAUGAAACUAUUAAAAAUAUAUUUCUCACUAAUAAUUAAUAUUUAUCACUUAAAUUAUGUACUAAAAUAGUUAACCAAACAAAUUUAGUAAAGUAAUCUGUAUGUUUUAAACACUACAUAAAUAUGCCAAUUACAAACUA